AUGUCUCGGGUUGAGGAGAAGUUGCGCUUGUGCUUUGAGUACGGCAAUUAUUAUGAGGCACAUCAGAUUUACCGUACAAUGUACAGUCGAUUGUCGAACCAAGGGAAAUGGCAAGAGAUACAAGAUAUGUUAUAUAGUGGAAUAUUGCGACUUUUAGAAGCAGGUGAAGCAGCAAGUGCAAUCGAUCUUGCCGAAUUAUUUGUGGAGGCUUUGGAGAAAUCUAAAACACCUGUCUCUUCAGCUGUUUUGGAUCGUUUUGAUGAACUGCUUAAUCUUUUACCAGCUCAGCUGGAAAAAGAUUUAGAAGCUAAUUCGGAGCGAGAAGAUCGGAGAAUACGGUACAUAUCACUAGGUAUCAAAUGGUCUAUGGCUGUAGGCGACAGGAAGCGCUACCAGCGACGUGGUCAUCCCGGAUUGCAUUUUCGCAUUGCGAAAUCAUUAUGGCGUGAUGGGAAUUAUAUGAAUGCGAGAAAUCAUUUUAUGUAUGCUGAUAAUCCAGAAACAUUUGCAAUAUUUCUCACUGAAUAUCAACUGAAAUAUGGCUACACUACGGAAAAAGACUUGUUCAUAGCACAGGCUGUUCUACAAAUGCUAUGCGAUCGAAGACCGAAGAGUGCCUUAAAAUUACUAGAAUCUUAUUCUGAUGUGCAUCCUGAUAUUAGAAAUGGAUUUCCCUAUCCAUUUCCAUUACUCAACUUUUUACAUUAUGCGAUAAUAUGUAUUGCUAAUAAACAGCUAGCAUACUUCACAGUGCUGAUCGAACAGUAUGAAAACGAAAUCAAUCGUGAUCCGGAGUAUAAACAACUGUUGGACAGAAUAGGUCAAAUAUAUAUGGGUAUGCCGCAACGACAAACAGCUCGAGGUGGAUUCCUGGGAAAUAUGAUUAAAGGCUUGUUAAGAUCACCAGAAAAUGAAUCAGGAGCAAUUGAAGAAUUUGAAACCGAUUCAGAAGAAAUGCUUCACAUACCGCUUAACGAUGAACAUGAUAGCUUAUUGAGUGCAUCCACAAGCAAAUUAGCAAGUAGGAAAAGUCAUGCAGAUGGAGCACAGAGCGAUGGUAUCACGGAUGAUAUGGAUUUAGAUUGA
Cercopithifilaria johnstoni is the source of this 1086-nucleotide messenger RNA. The record is from the annotation of a GenBank genome assembly. NCBI's taxonomy places the organism in Eukaryota, Metazoa, Nematoda, Chromadorea, Rhabditida, Onchocercidae.